Messenger RNA from Suricata suricatta (meerkat), 1018 nucleotides. Its product is annotated as lymphocyte antigen 6G6e-like. The record is from RefSeq and is a predicted model, not a curated record. Gene Ontology annotation, cellular component: plasma membrane. NCBI's taxonomy places the organism in Eukaryota, Metazoa, Chordata, Mammalia, Carnivora, Herpestidae. Gene Ontology annotation, biological process: acetylcholine receptor signaling pathway; desensitization of G protein-coupled receptor signaling pathway. Gene Ontology annotation, molecular function: acetylcholine receptor activator activity; transmembrane receptor protein serine/threonine kinase activity; acetylcholine receptor binding. The coding region runs from base 246 to 644 and encodes 132 amino acids. The transcript has 3 exons.
CAGAAGACUUGAGCAGGCUAAAAAGUAGGGGGCAGGGAGGAUGUGAGAGAUGUGGGACGCUGAAGCAGAGGGCCUAGGACCCAACCGCAUCAGGCUGGUGGAUCUGGUCCUGGUUCCGCCCCCCAGAUUCACUCCCUAGGUGUGUUUGUUUACUGGUCCCUCCCUGUCUCGCUCAGAUGCUCCAACUCUCGGGAUCUCGAGGUGCAGAUCACAUUCUUCCAGACUCCUGAGCCCUGGGUCCAGCCAUGGACACCUCCAGCAUCUGCCUGUGUAUCCUGUUCCUCUGUGGGGCACUGGGUCUCACCAGGCCCCCCACCCGUGGACGGCUUCACUGUUACACCUGCAGCUUUGCCAAACCCUGCUACCCUGUUCCCACCGAGUGUCAGGAUGAUGAAGUUUGUGGCAUCAGUAUUGGCACCUCAGAGAAUGAGAUCAUUGAGCGGAAAGGCUGCCUCCCAAGAGCCCAGUGCCCUCUGCAGGGCCAUGCUACCUACUGGUCACGCUCCUACACUUUGCAGCACCACUGCUGUGAGCAGAACCUGUGCAACACAGCCACCGCGCUGCAGCGGCUCCCCAGUGCCCUCCUCACUGCCCUGCUCCUCCUCGUGGCCAGCUUCACAUGGGGAGCCCACUUCCUCCACUAGCCUCAAGCCAGGAUUCCCCUACCAUCACCACCACCCUGGAAACACCUCAUCUGAGAUAUGCCCAAGAACCCGAUCCUGAAAAGACCUCAGAUCUCUGGCCCAAUACCUUCCUAGACACCUCCCAAGGCCUGAUUCCUAAAGGUACUGCUCUAACCCCUAUUGGCACCUGCCCAGAGCCCAGCCUCAUAAAGAACACCUGUUCUAUGCCUUUUGUCUUUUCUAGAUGCCUGUUGCUGAUGCCCUAUCUCAGCUCCAGGUCUUGGAAAGAUUUGCUAGGAAAGAUUAAUUUGGCAGGUUAGGAACCCAAGAAGGAGCUUCAUGGGGAAUUAUGAGUAAAUUUAAUAAAAGUGCUCUUUGUGAGUCUAGGAUACUGU